Vidua macroura (Pin-tailed whydah) is the source of this 1012-nucleotide messenger RNA. RefSeq names its product integrin subunit beta 1 binding protein 1 (gene ITGB1BP1). The coding region runs from base 120 to 722 and encodes 200 amino acids. Gene Ontology annotation, molecular function: integrin binding. Lineage: Eukaryota; Metazoa; Chordata; Aves; Passeriformes; Viduidae. The record is from RefSeq and is a predicted model, not a curated record. The transcript is spliced from 7 exons. Gene Ontology annotation, cellular component: ruffle; cytoskeleton; lamellipodium. Gene Ontology annotation, biological process: negative regulation of focal adhesion assembly; negative regulation of substrate adhesion-dependent cell spreading.
AACGGCAUCCGCGGCGGCAGCGGCAGCGGGAACGACAUCGGGAGCGGGAGCGGGAGCGGGAGCGGGAGCCAGCGGGGCCCGGCGCGCCCGAAGAUCUUCUUUGAUCCAAUUAUGAAAAAAUGUUUAGAAAAGGAAAAAAGCGACACAGCAGCAGCAGCUCACAAAGCAGUGAAAUCAGCACUAAAAGCAAGUCUGUAGAUUCCAGUCUUGGGGGACUUUCCAGAUCUAGUACUGUGGCCAGCCUAGAUACAGACUCCACAAAAAGUUCAGGACAAAGCAAUACUAAUUCUGAUACAUGUGCAGAAUUCAGAGUUAAAUAUGUUGGUGCCAUUGAAAAAUUGAAAUACAAUGAGAGCAAAAGUCUUGAAGGGCCACUGGACUUGAUAAAUUACAUAGAUGUUGCACAGCAAGAUGGAAAGUUACCUUUUGUUCCAGGUGAAGAGGAGUUUAUUAUGGGAGUUUCCAAAUACGGCAUUAAAGUUUCCACAUCUGAUCAGUAUGAUGUGUUACAUAGGCAUGCUCUCUAUUUGAUUGUAAGGAUGGUGUGCUAUGACGAUGGUCUGGGAGCAGGAAAAAGUUUACUGGCUUUGAAGACAACAGAUGCAGCCUCUGAAGAAUGCAGCCUCUGGGUAUAUCAGUGCAAUAGUUUGGAACAAGCACAAGCCAUUUGCAAAGUGUUGUCUACAGCCUUUGAUUCAGUUUUAAUGUCGGAGAAGUCCUGAUUUCCUGCGGCAGCAGUGUUCGUGUGGGAGGCACUGGGGCUCCUCGUGGCACCACGGACAGCUUGGAGCCACACACAGUCCUAGGAAAGACUUACUGUGCGAAGAAGAGCCACACAACCUUGCACAUGGUACUCUGGCAUUCCCCAAACAUGACUUGAAGAGUCCAUCUUCAGUGUCUGGGACAUUACAGAAUUUUAUAUUUAACACAAUUUCUCUUUUUCCCAGAUCAUGUUUUCUAUGUUAAUGUCAAUACUGCAGAAAUGUAAAAUAAAACUGACACUUGCUUCUAA